AUGCGCUAUUUCCCUUCGAGCAACUCGUACCCAUACAUGAUGACGGAGGUGAAUUGUGCAGGCUCUGAAGACUAUUUGUGGUAUUGCCCUCACAAGGAAGAGUACUCUGUCUGUUAUCACGGGGAUGCUUCUGUCAUAUGCUCAGACUCGGGACUAACAGUGCCUCCACCAACAGGUAGCUUCAGCUCGACUUCCCCCAUGUCAUCGACCACAGCACCAAGUAGCUUCAGCUCAACUUCCCCCAUGUCAUCGACCACAGCACCAGGUAGCUUCAGCUCGACUUCCCCCAUGUCAUCGACCACAGGGGCUGGCUCCUGCGGUGGCUUGCUUCAGGGUUUGUCCGGCUCAGUCCAGAGCCCGGGCUACCCCAACCACUACCCCAACAAUGCCCGCUGCGUGUGGCGCAUACGGCUGCGGGAGCGGGAUCGCAGAAUCAAGCUCCAGUUUUUGGAUGUCGAGCUGGAAGGCAACAGGUGCCAGUACGACGCCAUUGAGGUGUACGACGGCGGGUCCCCUGGGGGCCUGCUCCUCGGGACUGUUUGCAGGAACGACCACCGCGUCUUCAUAUCCUCUGGGCACCAGCUGACCAUCCUGUUUCGCAGUGACAGCAUCGUCGCCCAGAGAGGUUUCCAGGCCUACUACUACUCGUUUCUGGCCUCCAGCAGCACCACAGUGCCAGGUAGCUCCCGCUUGACUCCCACCGUGUCGUCGACCACAGUGCCAGGUAGCUCCAGCUUGACUCCCACCAUGUCGGUGACCACAGCACCAAGUAGCUUCAGCUCGACUUCCCCCAUGUCAUCGACCACAGCACCAAGUAGCUUCAGCUCGACUUCCCCCAUGUCAUCGACCACAGAAGAUUAUACUUGUGGUGGCUUGCUUUCCUCUCCAUCUGGUAUAUUACAGAGUCCAUUUUACCCCAGAAAUUAUCCAAACAAUGCCAACUGUGUUUGGGAAAUACAAGUACAGAGCAACUUCCGUGUCACACUCACAUUUCAAGAUGUUCAGAUGGAAGGUGGCAGAUGCCUGUCUGCCUACGUGGAAGUCUAUGAUGGGCCACUCCAUACCUCUCCUCUCCUUGGGAAAUUUUGUUCUGGUUCUUUUCGCACAUACACGUCUUCCUCAAACCUGCUGACUGUCCGAUUUUACAGUAACUCUCGAUACACAUACAGAGGGUUUCAGGCUGACUAUUAUUCCACUGCAGCAGAUCAGAGCACUACACUGCUGUGUUUGCCAGACUACAUGCAUGUAGUUGUGAGCAGAUACUACCUUCAGUCACAAGGCUACUCUGCUUGGAAUCUCACCUUGAGCGACCCCUAUUGCAAACCCAACAUUACAUCAGAGUAUGUUAUAUUCGACAUACCAUACACUCGCUGCGGCACAGUGAGAGAGGGAAACAACAAUACGAUAAUCUAUUCCAACCUUAUUAGAGGAUCCUCUUCUGGUACUGUAAUCACAAGAAAUAAAAGUCUUCACUUGCGUGUCAACUGCAAAAUGCUCCAGAACACAUGGGCACAAAUAAUGUAUGUUGCGGACGACAAUUUUGAAGUCAAUGAAACUCAGUAUGGCAGAUAUGAUGUAAACCUUACAUUUUAUGAUUCUGCAUCCUUCUCAUGGCCAGUAUAUGACUCGCCAUACUAUGUUGAUAUCAACCAGAAUUUGUUCCUUGAAGCUUACCUGCACAGCUCUGAUCCAAACCUGGUGUUAUUUGUGGACACAUGUGUGGCAUCUCCCACUCCCCACAAUUUUACAACCGUAACCUAUGAUAUAAUCAGGAAUGGAUGUGUUCGAGAUUCCACCUAUGCUACAUAUUAUUCACCGUACAGUCACAUGGUCCGGUUUAAAUUCAAUGCCUUCCAGUUUAUUCGUAACAAUCCAUUGGUUUACCUGCAGUGUGAACUAGUGGUGUGCAGGACCUAUGACUAUUCUUCCAGAUGCUACCAAGGUUGUAUCACUAGGUCCAAGAGAGAGGCAAGCUCUGGCCAAGAAAGCGUGACUGUUGUUGCUGGCCCAAUACAGCUUCGGGAAGCUGGUGCUGAGAAUAGGAAGGCACGUGACUAA
Gymnogyps californianus (California condor) is the source of this 2058-nucleotide messenger RNA. RefSeq names its product deleted in malignant brain tumors 1 protein-like. Lineage: Eukaryota; Metazoa; Chordata; Aves; Accipitriformes; Cathartidae. Gene Ontology annotation, cellular component: cell surface; membrane. The record is from RefSeq and is a predicted model, not a curated record. Bases 1 to 2058 code for a protein of 685 amino acids. The transcript has 16 exons.